AUGUCAAGCGGUCCAUUCAAAGUCAUCAUCAUUGGCGGUGGCCCCAGCGGUAUCACCGCCGCACACGCGCUACACCACGCCGGAAUCGACUUCGUCGUCCUCGAACGCAGGACAAACAUCGUCGAGGAUCUCGGCGCAAGUCUCGUCCUGGGCGCACAGAGCCUGCGCGUUUUCCACCAGUUUGGCAUCCUCGAAAACCUUCUGGAAAUUGGCGGCAAGCUGCACGAAAACAAGGGCUUCACUGUCGAUGGAUAUAACUUCAAACAUGCAGAGACACUAGCCAUAUUGAAAGCGCACCACGGCGCAGAACCCGUUGCAUUUCACAGAGCUCACCUCAUCGAGGCCCUCUACGAAGGUCUGCCAGAAGCUGCCAAGGCGAAAUAUUUGACCGGCAAGAAGCUUGCCGGUAUCGUCUCCACAGACGCGGGAGUGACCGUCACUUGCGAAGAUGGCUCAUCCUACAAUGGCUCAGUUGUCAUUGGCGCCGAUGGCGUACACUCAGCGACGCGCCGACAGAUGCGCAAACUCGCCGUUGCUGAGGACCCCUCGCGCGAAGAGACCUGGGACGCCGUGAAGCCCUUCAAGACGCUCUACCAAUGCAUGUGGGCCUCGUUCCCGCGCCCGACAGAGACCGGCCAAAGCUAUGAGACGUCAGGAACCGACAGCUCCGUUAUGUACAUCACCGGCAAGGACAGAGGCUGGAUUUUCUUGUACGAGAAGCUUCCCGAGACGACGACGGAGCGCAUCUCUUUUACCGACGAGGAAUUGGAUGCGUUUGCUGGAAGAUUCGCAGAAUGGCCUAUAACCGACACUCUCAAGGUGAAAGAUGUUUACGAGGAGCGCUUCAAUGCUGGCGGCGCAGGCCUGGAGGAGGGCCUAUGUAAACACUGGAGUUGGAACGGGAGGCUCGUGCUUGUAGGCGACGCAGCCCACAAGUUCACGCCCAAUGCCGGCUUAGGCUUCAAUAACGGCGUGCAGGAUGUGGUGGCGCUCUGCAACAGGCUGCAAAAGUUCGUCUCUGGGUCUGCGAACGAAUCCGACAGCAAGACUCCCGACUUCCCCGCGCUGGAGGUUCAGUUCGAGGCGUAUAGACAGGAGAGGCAAGAACGGGUGGAGCAGGAUCUUGAACAGUCUGCACGUGUGACGAGGAUGCACGCAUGGGCUUCGACGUGGGACUGGAUCAUGCAGAGGUAUGUCCUGUCGUGGGCUUUUGUUCAGCAUCUCUUCAUCGCCUACAUCGUCUCGCCGAACGCGCAGAAGGCGGGAGUCUUGGACUUCAUCUCAGCUUCGGAACCGUUCGAGGGCACCUACAAAUGGCUGCACCCGUUGAAAGGAAUCAAGAAUGGAGGGUCUGUGUAG
Colletotrichum phormii is the source of this 1359-nucleotide messenger RNA. Its product is annotated as FAD binding domain-containing protein. Gene Ontology annotation, molecular function: FAD binding. Bases 1 to 1359 code for a protein of 452 amino acids. The transcript has 2 exons. Lineage: Eukaryota; Fungi; Ascomycota; Sordariomycetes; Glomerellales; Glomerellaceae. The record is from RefSeq and is a predicted model, not a curated record.